GAGACUAGGCCGAACUCGGCGCUCGGGGUUUGGUCCUGGCGCCGCCACCGCCUCCUCCUCCUCCUCCUCCGUGGCAGCUGCUUUGAGAGACGUUUCGUGAGAACGGAGGGGGGGAGGUCAAAGUGGAGAGGCGGAGAAGGCAGCGCACCUGUGAACGCGCGGCCCGGCUACAGGUGUUUCUCAAAAAGAUGAGUAAAAGCUGCAAGUCUGUUCCAGUUUUUAGGGACACUAUGAACGAAGAGCAGUUUGUUAACAUUGAUUUGAAUGAUGAUAAUGUUUGCAGUGUGUGCAAAUUAGGAACAGAAAGGGAGACACUCUCAUUUUGCCAUAUUUGUUUUGAGCUAAACCUUGAAGGUAUACCAAAAUCUGAUCUUCUGCAUACAAGAUCAUUAAGGGGACACAGAGACUGCUUUGAGAAGUUCCAUUUAAUAGCAAAUCAGAGUUGCCCACGGUCAAAACUUUCUAAGAGUACAUAUGCAGAACUGAAAAAUAUCUUGAGCAAAAAAAUUAACUGGAUUAUACAAUAUGCACAAAACAAAGAUUUGGAUUUGGAUACUGAAGAUUCAAAACAAACGGAGCACCGGCUUUUUAGCUUUAGACGUCAGAGAGAGAGAAAGCUACUUCCACAAUUUGAUUCUCAGGUCCCUAAAUAUUCUGCAAAAUGGAUAGAUGGGAACUCUGGGAGUAUCUCAAACUGUUCACAAAAUAUUCUGAAGCCAAGAGAAUCCAGUGAUUUUAAACUUGAUGUACUGCAACAAACGGGUACUGCAUUUUGUUGCGGUAGUUCAUUGUGGUCAAAUCAUAACCAGUCUUCAGAGUCAGAAAAAACUAAAGAGGACUCAGAUACUUCUGUCCAAAGAAGAUAUCCCCAGUACAGCAGGGAGCAAUUGAAUAUGAUGACUCUUGGGGAGGUGGAACAACUGAAUAAGAAGUUUCUCAAGCAAAUACAAGAUGUGUUUGAAGAGCUGACUCAACAAGUACAAGAAAAAGACUCAUUGGCUUCACAACUUAAUGUCCGUCAUAUUGCUAUAGAGCAGUUGCUAAAGAACUGUUCCAAAUUGCCAUGUCUACAGAUGGGACGAGCAGCAAUGAAAUCUAACACAUCCAUAUAGGUGCAGCAAUGCUUGUGUUUCUCACCUUCCUUAAUUUCAUUCUGAUGCAUUUGGAAAAUUCUAAACCUGUAUCAGUUAGAAGGUACAAAGGAUGUUACAUGCAUUAUUUCAUUUUAAACAGUUAAAAGUGUUUGGGGACCAGUUUCGGCUCUGAAAGUCACCUAGUUUCCUAUUAUUAACUGUGUUCUUGUAGUGACCAGUGAGAAAUAUUCCAGUGUUCACUAUUUCAGACUGCCUGUAAAUAACAUUGGAGAUUAACAAGGGAAAUGUUUUUAGGUAUCAAGAAUUGGUGGGGUAAGCAGUAUUCAUGAAACCUACAUUUUUUUAUUUAUUGCAAGCAAUAUUUUAUUACUGAAAUUUUAUAAAAGAAAUGACUAUUUUAGGUACUUUUCAGCAUCUCUUUAUAAAGUUUUGAAUGACAGUAAGUAACAUUUUUGCCUUGUGUAAGUAUUGUUUACUCUUUUUCAGGUCAUUGUACUUAACUUUCAUGAUGAGAAUUGUUUAAAAAUCUUGUUUUCCAAAGACACAGACUCAGUGGCUGUAAUGCAUUACUUCUAGUUUUCAGCAGUGUGGAAUUUUUUUGGCAUGGAUUGUAUCUUAUCAGAAGAAAUUCAAGCACAGCACCUCAUUUUGGAAUGACAGUUCAUGUUAUGUUAACAUAUGCAGAGCUGGAGUUCAGUUUUGUACGUGAAUUUCUAAAUCUUAAUAGAAGUACAUGACUUCAAAGAAAUAAACCUAUAAUACCUCAUGAAA
Molecule: messenger RNA, 1865 nt
Organism: Pogona vitticeps (central bearded dragon)
Lineage: Eukaryota; Metazoa; Chordata; Lepidosauria; Squamata; Agamidae
Source: RefSeq, a predicted model, not a curated record